ACAACUUUCAGAAUUUAGACAUACAAUUACUACUAUCUAUAUGUUUAUAUGGCAAAGAAACGACCAGAAAAACCAGGAAGCUAACAGUAAAAGGAAACCCCGUAUCGAUUUGCAGCGCCAGGUGAGAAACCCAUAUCUCUCUAAAGCCCUAGUUUCUUCCUAUUCUUGCUCGCUCAAAACACUAUUUGCCAACGCUUCGUUUUUUCUUGAUCGUUCUUGAUUUGCAAAUUUUGAAAUCUCAGUACCGUUUGGGUUUCCAUUAUUGUACAUAGAACUUUCUCUUGAUUUCGAUGAAAUUGAUUAGUUUCUAGUUUUGAUUGUCGGGGUUUUUUCCUGUUUAGAUGGUUCAAUGUGUAAAUUUUAGCAGUUUGGGGGUUUAUUCUGAUCUGGGUCUCUUGAAAUUGGUGUGAUUUGAGUUGGUUUUUUGCAUUUUCUAAUAAAGUUUGGUUUUAAGAAACCCAAGAGUUGAAUGCAGCUGUUGUUGAGUGGAAAUUUUUUGAUAUGGUAUUUUCAUUUUUGAGAGUUCAAAGAACUCAGCUUCAAGUCAGGAAGAGAUAAAAAUAUUCUAAAGAGACAAGGUUAUAGGUUGUUACAGAUGGGGAAGCCAUUGUUUUAUGAGAUCUUGGAAAAACCAGCUACGAGUUGUAUAAUAGGGAUUUGCAGUGCCAUUUGGUUUUAUAUACAGAAGAAAAAUAUUGGGUACUCACAUGUGGGCUUAAGUUAUGAAACUGCCAUUGAAGGGCAUCAUUGGAGGAUAAUCACUUCAGCUUUUUCUCACAUUAGUGUUAUUCAUCUUGUUUUCAAUAUGAGUGCAUUGUGGAGUCUUGGGAUAGUAGAACAAUUGGGGCAUAUGGGCCUUGGCAUGGCAUAUUAUCUUCAUUAUACUCUUGUGCUAGUCGUGUUAUCUGGGCUGUUAGUAUUGGGAAUGUACCAUAUAUUGAUACAAAGAUUCAAGGUAGACUACUUUCGAAGAGUCACAGCUGUUGGGUAUUCUUGUGUGGUUUUCGGAUGGAUGACGAUUCUUUCCGUGAAGCAACCCUCCUCAAAGUUGAAUCUUUUUGGGUUUCUUUCGCUGCCCAUCAGUUUUGCACCUUUUGAAUCAUUAAUUUUUACAUCAAUUAUUGUUCCACAAGCAAGUUUUCUAGGUCAUUUGUCAGGAAUUAUUGUUGGGUAUGCUAUUGCUUGGGGUUUGAUUCAUGGGAUGAACAAUUUCUGGGCAAUCUCAAUGUUGGGAUGGAUUGUGGUCAUUUUUGUGUUCAGUUUGAAGCGCUCUGGUGCUUAUGAUUUUAACUUUCUUGAGAUUGAAUCUGUUACUGAUCCAUCACUGCCUUCUGUACGGUUUCUUGGGAGUGGUAGAACCUUGCAGAUGAGUGCAUUACCACUUGAAGGUGUUGAAGUUGCUUAAUGUCUGAUAAACGUUUUAUCUUCGCGAAGAAUCCUUAGAGCAAGUUGUUGUCAAAAGCGAUUUGUGAGGUUACAAGUAAUCAUCCUCACCCUGUGGUUUGUUUAUUGUACUGCAGAUUUUUUUUUUUUUUACUCCUUCCCGAAUUCCUUUGUCUUUUGGAUCUCAUUGUCUCCAUUUUUGAAUACCUAGUAUAUUGUUGAAACAAAUUUCCAGAAAUCAUAUAAAUGAAUUUCACAAAAGAAAUGCAUUCUGCUCUUGGUCUUUUCAUA
Jatropha curcas is the source of this 1674-nucleotide messenger RNA. RefSeq names its product RHOMBOID-like protein 13 (gene RBL13). Gene Ontology annotation, molecular function: serine-type endopeptidase activity. Gene Ontology annotation, cellular component: membrane. The record is from RefSeq and is a predicted model, not a curated record. NCBI's taxonomy places the organism in Eukaryota, Viridiplantae, Streptophyta, Magnoliopsida, Malpighiales, Euphorbiaceae.